AUGGCCUCGCCGCAGCCCUCUGGCAGCUUUCGCGGCCUCACGGCCUCAAAGGCUGUCAAGAACAAUGUGGUGCUCCGGAUAGCCUACGUCUCUGAGCGAGAGGGCAAGCUCUUCAUUGCUGGCCCUCGGCUCGCGUUGGCCUUAGCCCUGGGCGUCUUGAUUUGGGAGUUUUACGUGAAGCUAAAAGACGACCCCAACCUGCUGCUCAAGGAUAACACAUACCCUGCCGUGUGCGCUCCGCUGGCGGCACUCUGUGUGGCAGCCAUCCUGGCCACGCUGGGGCUGCUGUGCAAGCGCCUGCUGUGGUCGCGGGCCAAUGGCUGGCGCUGGACCUCCAAGCAGAGAGCCUCAGUGACCUUCACCACCGUGGCUCUCUGCCUGCAACUCGUCGGCGCCUCAUCCUUCCUCUUCAACAUGAUCUGGAUCUGGGUCAGGCUGUGCUCCUGGUUUGACACCCCAGUCAGCGUGAUGGCGGGGCUGCAGGACAUCACCCUCAGCACGCUCUUCCUGCUGAACAUCGCCCAGGCCUCGCGCCUGCUGCCCGAGGGCGCCUGGGGGUCGCUGCUGCAGGAGCUGCGCGGGCGCCUGGGGCGCAAGGGAGGCAAGGGCAAGGGAGCCAGCAGCGGUGCCGCCCUCAAGGCAGGCGGCAGCGCCGACGAGCCUGCUGGGCUGCCAUCCACAGACGACGAAGACGCCGGCGCCACCCACCACCUGCUUGAGCGCGUGGCCCACUGGGGCGUGCCUCUGCUGGCCCUGCUGCUGCUGUGGGUGCCCACCCAGGCGGUCAUCGGCCUGCUCAUGGAUGAGACCAUCAACAACAGCCAGAGCGGCUGGGAGGGCUGGUACUGCGCCGAUCUGUAUGACCCCGCCUGCUGGCCCACCAAGGGCUGGAAGUGCGACAACAUCUACAACGCCGCCUGCUGGCCCACGCCAGACACCUGCAGGGAGUGGGAUUGGCAGUGCAAGCCGGACUCGCGGGUGACCAACGUGACAUGGGCGCUGGGUGCCAUGAUGAACAUAAUGAGCCUGGCGUUCCUGCUGCUCAUGUGGCUGGCGCUGCACCAGCUGGGGCAGCGGGCGUACUACGAAUACCGCAUCCAAAACCUGGCGGCCCGCCUGGCGCUGCGCACCCGCGUGCCGACCUAUGUGCUGUACACCAUCAACCUCCUGUUCUGCUGGUACAUCCGCCUUGGCACCUGCACCUCCUACCUGACCACCUGGAUUGCGAUGACGGCCACAGUGGUGGUGGAGAGCCUGCUCUUCAUGCCCAGCCUGCCCGACGAGGGCGCCACCAAGCUGCACGACAGCCUGCAGCAGUUUGCGUGGACGGAGCGGGGGGUGGCGCCGCUGGUGCGCCGCCGCGGCUUCCCCGCCGAGCCCUGCUUCUGCUUCGAGACCGCGCUCAAGGCGGCCUACGCGGCCCUGCACGUCUACCGCCACUUCAGGCCCGACAGCACCGAGACCUCCAUCUCCACGGCGCUCGCCCUCUUUGGCGCCACCCACUACGAGUGGCUGCGAGAGCCGCGCCACGACUCCAACUGCCUGCUGAUGUGGGGGCCGCGCUGCCUGGUCAUCGCCUUCAGGGGCACCAGCUCCGCAGCAAACAUCAAGGCAGACCUGAAGGCCUGGCGCACCCCGCACCCGCCCAAGCGCGGCUCCUUCUGGCUUGGCGAGAUGCCGCUGUGCCACCUGGGCUUUGUGCUGGGGCGCAUCCGGGAAAUCCUGGAGGGCCGGCCGCACUCCGGUAUGGAGGCCGGCCCGGCCACCAUCGACCGCUGCUGCGGCAGCGACGAUGACAGCGGCGCGGCUGGCUGCGGCGGCGGCGUUGUGGAGGAGGACGGCACUGGCGGCGCCGCCCGGCCGGCGGCGGUCAAGGGCGAGGCGCCCUUCCGCAUCCUGCUGGCCGGCCACUCCCUGGGCGGCGCCAUGUCGCACCUGUGUGGCAUCGACUUGGCCCGCGCCCUGCCCGGCUGGGGAUUCCAAGUGGCUCCUGCCGCGCUGCCCCUCUCCGAGGCGGCCGCAGAGGCGGGGCCCACCGUCAGCCUGAGCACCUACACCUUUGGCGCGCCCCGCACCGGCAACCGAGCCUUUGCCAAGGACUAUGCAGCCCACAUGCCCGACUGCUGGUCCAUCAUCAACGGCCAGGACGCUGUGGCCAACCAGGCCAAGUUCCUGGUGCUGUUCAAGCGCCCCGGCAAGCCCGUGCUGCUCAGCCGGCGCGGCGACCUCAUCGUGCGGCCCAGCACCCUGGAGCACACCGCGCACCGCACCUCGGGCACCAGCCUGAAGCAGCACAUGCUGUUUGGCUCCUACUGCCCCUCGCUGGCGGCCGCGCUGCGGGCGCAGCUGACCAACAAGCCGAUGCCGGGGGGGCAGGAGGCGCUGGAGCACCUGCGGGAGUCGGAGGCCAUGGUGCAGCUGCUGGAGCGCAUGCUGGGCCUGGCGGGGCCUGACGGCACGAUGGACAAGCCGCUGGACUCCAGCGACAAGUUGGAGGCUGUGAAGAGCGAUGAGCUGGAGGUGGACUAG
This is a messenger RNA of Chlorella variabilis, 2529 nucleotides long. RefSeq lists its product as hypothetical. The record is from RefSeq and is a predicted model, not a curated record. The transcript has 14 exons. Gene Ontology annotation, biological process: lipid metabolic process. The coding region runs from base 1 to 2529 and encodes 842 amino acids. NCBI's taxonomy places the organism in Eukaryota, Viridiplantae, Chlorophyta, Trebouxiophyceae, Chlorellales, Chlorellaceae.